Molecule: messenger RNA, 1137 nt
Organism: Actinia tenebrosa (Australian red waratah sea anemone)
Lineage: Eukaryota; Metazoa; Cnidaria; Anthozoa; Actiniaria; Actiniidae
Biological process (GO): lipid biosynthetic process
Molecular function (GO): methyltransferase activity
Source: RefSeq, a predicted model, not a curated record
GGCACAGCUGGUGGCCGGCCACAGUCGAAUAAUUUUUUUUGUAAUUUCUCUUGGUGAUUUUGACGCCCAUUUUACUAAUAAGGUUUUGGCUUGGACUGCCUGUGGUUAUAUGGCAAAACAAUAAAAUCCCUUUGCUCUCGGGAUUUGAAUUCUUUCUUAUGUAAAACGGUUGUAUUGUCUGCCAUCCAACAUGGCUGCUGUCACAUGAAGGAUACAAAAACCAAUCCCACGCUAAUGUUCAUAAUGUACGGAUCUUAUAGGUAGACUACUGUCUUUCUCCGUAGAGAGACAGCAAUCAUGCCUCAAGAACCGAACGAUUCUACCAACUACAUGAACACUAACAUUAGGAUACAGAAAGAAGUAUCCAAGGACCACCAACUGGAGAAGCUAGAGGACAGAACUGAUAAAGGCACUUACACCUUGGACACCUGGAAAUCUAUCUAUCUUGGAAAGUAUAAAACUCGCUGGCGUGGAUGUAUAUUAAUGAAAAGCCCUUUUCUUAUCGUCACCUAUCAACAGCUGUUCUGGGAUGUCAAGCCUCGUACGGUACUGGAGUUUGGAGCAAACAGCGGUGGGUCAGCGGUAUGGAUGGCUGACACACUUCAAAUGUUUGGCUGUAAAAGUCAUGUUUACUCUGUGGAUAUCRACCUUGGUUUACUGGAACCACUGGCGAGGGAGAAGAGAAAUGAUCUGACCUUUUUACAGGGAGACUGUAAUGAAAUCCAGAAGACUUUCCCGCCUGAAAUGCUCAAGAGUUUACCACACCCUUGGUUCGUGUCAGAGGAUUCACACGUGAACGUGGUCGGUGUUCUAGACUACAUUGAUCAAUUCACGGAGCCUGGGGACUACAUSGCCAUCGAAGACACCAACCCACUGGCCCCUACAACGUCUGGCGCGAGUCUUUUCGAUGACGUCAAAUAUGAAGAAUGGGGACGAGAAAAACUAGAGCAUGUUGAAGCAUUCAUGAAGAAACAUCCAACUCGCUAUCUUAUUGAUAAAGAAUACACCGACUUCUUUGGAUACAAUGGAUCAGAAAAUAUGAACGGAUAUCUUCGCCGUAUCUGAAUCGUCUGUAUUCAUCACCGGCGUAUUUCAAUAAACACCAAGUUAUCAGUGUCCACACGUUGCGUAUUUGUC